AUGUAUCACCUCAUCACUGGCCUGUAUGCCGAAUGGACAAAAAAAGCGCGGUUCAACGUGCUGAUGGUCGGACCAUCAGGCGUCGGCAAGUCCUGUCUUCUGGAAAAGAUCAAAAGCCUCUACCUCCAACGCACAGCUCUACCACCGAAUAAGAUCGCCCCAACUGUGGGUCAGAAUGUGCUCGAAGUGACACUUCCGAACAUGCAUUUGCAUUUUUGGGAUCUGGGCGGUUCCGCGUCCGUGCGCGCGCUUUGGAGCAAGUACUACGACGAAUCAGACGCCAUUGUCUGGGUCGUGGAUGCGCGGCACUUUCUCGCUCUCGAUGCACACAAGCAGAAACAACAGCAAGGAGACAUCAAGGGCAAAGGCAAAGCUAGUGAGCCUGAUGCAGGGUCUGAAGCAUAUAACGCUCGCGAGUCAUCCUGGAAGCUUUUGUCCCAAUUGUUGAUAGAUCCAAGCCUAGAAGGUCGUCCCAUACUGAUUGUAGCGAACAAAACCGACGACUGCGGGUCAAUAUCACCCGACUUUGCGCGCACCAUCAAGAGUUGGUUCGCCGAGAAGAUAACACAUACAGAUGCUGAUCCGGCAGACGCGACAUCCAAAUUGUCACUGCAACUUCCGAUACAUAACGGAAACGUUUUUGCCGACGAUGAAGAAGAGUCCUACCGCUCACCAGUCGCGGCAGGCUCAAGACUGAACGACAAGGAGUACGAAUGGGACGUGAUCCUUGCAAGCGCAAUCGAAGGCACUGGGGUUCACGAUGCGGUAGAUUGGCUCUCGUUUCGCGUGCAAGGGUCACAAGCCGGGGUUAGAUGA
Molecule: messenger RNA, 816 nt
Organism: Mycosarcoma maydis (corn smut)
Lineage: Eukaryota; Fungi; Basidiomycota; Ustilaginomycetes; Ustilaginales
Exons: 2
Coding region: 1-816 (271 amino acids)
Biological process (GO): intracellular protein transport; Golgi to plasma membrane protein transport; protein localization to organelle
Cellular component (GO): Golgi apparatus
Molecular function (GO): GTP binding; GTPase activity
Source: RefSeq, a predicted model, not a curated record